GUGAGAGCCACAGGACUCAUUCUGUCCUCCAGCACACCCACACACACUCUGAGAGCCAGAGAGAGAGAGAGAGAUAGAGAGGUGUAGCAAGGAGAGAGAGAGAGAGAGAGAGAGAGGUGUUGCGAAUAGAGAAAGAUAGCACGGAAAGAGAGAGAGAGAGAGAUUUUUGUGCAAAGGACUAAAAGAGAAAGAGAGUUAGAGGACAGGUUUUCUGGCUUCUCUCUCAGAGCUGCAGAACCGGGAGAAGAGAAAACAGAAAGAUGGCAGAAGGAGGAGAAGGAGAGGAGGAGAUUCAGUUCCUCCGCACGGAUGACCAGGUGGUGCUGCAGUGCACUGCCACUGUCCUGAAGGAGCAGAUCAAACUGUGUCUGGCCUGUGAGGGCUUCGGCAAUCGACUAUGUUACCUGGAGACCACUUCCAAUGCCCAGAACUGUCCACCAGAUCUGGCUAUCUGUGCCUUCGUCCUCGAACAGUCCCUGUCAGUACGCGCCCUGCAGGAGAUGCUGGCUAACACCGUGGACAUGAGUGAGGCAGUGGAUUUGGACAAAUGGUCUUCCCAAGGAGGAGGCCACCGCACCCUGCUGUACGGCCAUGCUAUCCUGCUCAGACACUACCACUCUAGCAUGUAUCUGAGCUGCCUGACAACGUCUCGGUCGCUAACAGACAAGCUGUCCUUCGAUGUUGGCCUGCAAGAAGACUGCGUAGGCGAGGCGUGUUGGUGGACGAUUCACCCAGCGUCCAAACAGAGGUCAGAGGGAGAGAAAGUCAGGGUGGGAGAUGACCUUAUCCUGGUCAGCGUCUCCUCAGAGAGAUACCUUCAUCUGUCCUAUGCCAGUGGUGAUCUGAUGGUGGAUGCGUCCUUCAUGCAGACUCUAUGGAACAUGAACCCUGUGUGUUCUGGCUGCGAGCUGGCUGAGGGCUUCCUGGCUGGUGGUCAAGUCCUCAGACUGUUCCACGGUCACAUGGAUGAGUGUCUGGCCAUCUCUAUGCCUGAUGACGGGGACGACAAACGCAGCACCGCCCACUAUGAAGGAGGAGCCGUGUGUAGCCAGGCCCGUUCGUUAUGGAGACUGGAGCCUCUGAGAAUCAGCUGGAGCGGCAGCCACAUGAAGUGUGGCCAGUCGUUCCGUGUGCGCCACAUCACCACGGGCCGCUACCUCUGUCUGGACGAGGAGAAGGGCCUAAUGGUCCUCGACCCUGAGAGGGCCAACACCAAACUGUCUGCCUUUAGCUUCCGCGUGUCAAAGGAGAAGGUGGAACAGGUCCGUAAGCGAGACGUGGAGGGAAUGGGCAUCCCAGAGAUCAAGUAUGGAGAGUCCAUGUGUUUUGUCCAGCACGUGUCCACUAGCCUGUGGCUUACCUACGCCUCCCUGGACGCUAAGGCUGCUCGCCUGGGGACCAUGAAGAGGAAGGCCAUUCUGCACCAGGAGGGUCACAUGGACGAUGCCCUGUCUGUGGCCCGGUCCCAGACAGAGGAGUCUCAGGCGGCUAGGAUGAUCUUUAGCACCACAGGACUCUUCAGGCAGUUCAUCAAGGGUCUGGACUCCCUGCAGGGGAAGAAUAAGUCCCCUGCCCCCUUGUCUCUACCCCUGGACGGGGUCGUCCUCUCCCUGCAGGACCUCAUCUUCUACUUCCGUCCCCCCGAAGACGAGCUGGAACACGAGGAGAAACAGACAAAGCUGCGCUCCCUCCGAAACCGACAGAACCUCUUCCAAGAGGAGGGUAUGAUCACCAUCGUGCUAGAGUGUAUCGACCGUCUGAACGUUUAUAACACUGCUGCUCACUUCUCUGAGUUCGCUGGAGAGGAGGCCGCUGAGUCCUGGAAGGAGAUUGUCAACUUGCUCUAUGAGCUGCUGGCCUCUCUGAUCAGGGGGAACCGCUCUAACUGCGCGCUGUUCUGUGAUAACCUGGACUGGCUGGUCAGCAAACUGGACCGGCUGGAGGCAUCUUCAGGUAUCUUGGAGGUGCUGCACUGUGUCCUGAUUGAGAGUCCAGAGGUUCUGAACAUCAUUCAGGAGAACCACAUCAAAUCCAUCAUCUCUUUGCUGGACAAACAUGGCAGAAACCACAAGGUGUUGGACGUCCUCCGGUCUCUUUGUGUGUGUAACGGUGUCGCUGUAAGGUCCAAUCAGAACCUCAUCACAGAGAAUCUAUUUCCAGGUCGCGAUCUCCUAUUGCAGACUAACAUCGUCAACUACGUAACCAGUGUGAGGCCCAACAUCUUCCUUGGAACCUGCGAAGGCUCUACUCAGUAUAAGAAGUGGUACUUUGAGAUGAUGGUAGACUACGUUGAGCCUUUCGUGACAGCCACACCCUCUCACCUGCGUGUGGGCUGGGCCCUGACAGAGGGGUAUUCCCCUUAUCCUGGGGGCGGAGAGGGCUGGGGGGGAAACGGGGUAGGGGAUGACCUCUACUCAUACGGCUUCGACGGACUGAACCUGUGGUCGGGUCACGUCCCCCGCCAGGUGGCAUCGCCCAAUCAGCAUGCCCUAGCAGCUGAUGAUGUUGUGUCGUGCUGUCUGGAUCUGAGCGUGCCCAGUAUCUCGUUCCGGGUCAACGGUCACCCAGUCCAGGGCAUGUUCGAGAACUUCAACAUAGAUGGACUGUUCUUCCCCGUUAUCAGCUUCUCUGCUGGAGUCAAAGCUCGUUUACUGUUGGGUGGUCGCCAUGGAGACUUUAAGUUCCUGCCCCCCCCGGGCUAUGCCCCGUGCUACGAGGCUCUGCUACCCAAGGACAGGAUGAGGAUCGAACCCAUCAAGGAGUACAAACACGACUUUGACGGAGUCCGAAACUUGCUGGGGCCAACCCAGUCCCUCACACACACCUCCUUUACCCCUAAUCCCGUAGACACUGCUCAGAUCGUGUUGCCGCCCCAUCUGGAGAAGAUCAGGGAGAAGCUGGCGGAGAACAUCCACUCGCUGUGGGCCAUCAUGCGCAUCGAGCAGGGCUGGACUUAUGGAAUAUUCAGAGACGACAACAAGAAGCUGCAUCCCUGUCUGGUAGACUUCCAGACCCUUCCUGAACCCGAGAGGAACUACAAUCUGCAGAUGUCUGGGGAAACACUUAAGACCCUGCUGGCCCUGGGCUGCCAUGUGGGCAUGGGGGAUGAGAAGGCAGAGGAGAACCUGAAGAUCAUCAAAAUGCCAAAGACCUAUAUAAUGAGCAAUGGAUUUAAGCCCGCCCCCCUGGACCUGAGCCACGUCAAGCUGACGCCCAAUCAGAACCAGCUGGUGGAGAAGCUGGCAGAGAACGGUCACAAUGUGUGGGCACGGGACCGAGUGCGCCAGGGAUGGACGUACAGCAUUGUGCAGGACAUCAUGAACAAGCGUAACCCACGUCUGGUUCCUUAUAACCUGCUGGAUGAGAGAACCAAGAAGACCAAUCGAGACAGCGUCAACAACGCUGUACGCACUCUCAUUGGCUACGGAUACAACAUCGAGCCUCCAGACCAGGAGAGCACUGGCCUUGGCCUGGAUGACGUGCGUGGGGAUAAGGUGCGUAUCUUCCGUGCUGAGAAGUCCUACGCGGUCACGUCUGGGAAGUGGUACUUUGAAUUUGAGGCGGUGACGACCGAAGAGAUGAGAGUGGGCUGGGCCCGACCGAACGUCAGGGCUGACAAUGAGCUGGGAGCAGACGAGCUGGCCUGGGUCUUCAACGGAAAAACGGCCCAGCGCUGGCACGUGGGUAACGACCCGUUUGGUCGCCAGUGGCAGUCAGGUGACGUGGUGGGGUGUAUGAUCGACCUGACCGAACAGAACAUCAUGUUCACCCUGAACGGAGAGAUGCUCAUCAGCGACUCUGGCUCCGACAUGGCUUUCAAGGACAUAGAGAUAGGAGAAGGCUUCAUCCCAGUGUGUACCCUGGGCCUGUCUCAGGUGGGCAGGAUCAACCUGGGUCAGAACGUCAGCAGUCUGCGCUACUUCGCCAUCUGUGGUCUCCAAGAGGGCUUCGAACCAUUUGCCAUCAACAUGAAGAGAGACAUUACCAUGUGGUUCAGCAAGAGCCUGCCACAGUUCGCCCCUGUGCCAACUAACCACCAACACAUUGAGGUGUCCCGUGUGGACGGGACGGUGGACAGCGCUCCCUGCCUGAAGCUAACCCACAAGACGUUUGGCUCCCAGAAUGCGAACACUGACAUGCUGUUCCUCCGCCUGAGCAUGCCCGUGGAGUUUGACGAGGUCUUCAAGAUCACAGCCGGGACUACGCCCCUGACCCGCACAAUGACCAUCCACGAGGACGAGGUUCUGGAGGUGGAGCCGGACUCGGAGUUUGAGGUUCUGAAGAAGUCGGCCAGUAAGAAGGAGCAGGAAGAGAAGGAAAAGGAACCGUCUGUCGCCAAGGAGACGCCCGAGAUAGAGAAGGACGCGAUGUCAGAGAAGGGCAAGAAGAGAGGGUUGUUUGCCAGGGCUAAGAAGGCAGCUACAAUCAACCCUCCCCCAACCCCUCCCUUGGUGCCACGGUUACAGCAGGACGUGGUCCCAGAUGACAGAGAUGAUGUGGAGAUUAUCCAGAACACCACCACGUACUACUACUCAGUGAGAAUCUUUGCUGGCCAGGAGCCCACUGGGGUGUGGAUCGGCUGGGUAACCCCCGACUACCACAUGUACGACCCCACCUUCGACCUCUCCAAGGUCCGGAACGUCACCUUGACCGUGGGAGACGACAAGGGCAACAUCCACGACAGUAUGAAGCAUAGUAACUGCUACAUGGUGUGGGGAGGAGACUUCGGCAACAGCUCCCAGCAGGCCAGGUUCAGCCAGGAGGACACUGUGGUUGGCUGCCUGGUCGACCUGGCAACAGGCCUCAUGACAUUCACAGCCAAUGGGAAGGAGAUAAACACCUUCUACCAGGUGGAGCCCAACACAAAGCUGUUUCCUGCUGUGUUCGUCCAGCCCUCCAGUCAGAACAUGGUACAGCUGGAGCUGGGGAAACUCAAGAACAUCAUGCCCAUCUCGGCAGCCAUGUUCCGUAGUGAGCGUAAGAACCCAGUGCCCCAGUGCCCACCCCGGCUGGACAUCCAGAUGUUGACCCCCGUCAUCUGGUCGCGCAUGCCCAACCACUUCCUGGACCCAGAGGUCGGCAGGGUCAGCGAGAGGCUGGGCUGGAUGGUGGAGUGUACCGAACCACUCACCAUGAUGGCCCUGCAUAUACCUGAGGAGAACAGGUGUAUUGACAUCCUGGAGUUGUCUGAGCGUCUGGAUCUACUGAAGUUUCACUUCCACACUCUGAUGCUGUACUGUGCUGUCUGCGCUCUGGGCAACAACCGUGUAGCACACGCCCUCUGCUCACACGUUGACGAAUCACAGCUCUUCUAUGCCAUGGAGAACACCUACCUGCCCGGCCCCCUUCGCAGCGGGUUCUACGACCUGUUGAUCUCCAUCCACCUGGAGUCAGCCAAGCGGGCACGGUUGGGCACCAACCGGGAGUUCAUUGUGCCCAUGUCCGCCGAGACGCUGAGCAUCACACUGUACCCUGAUGCUGAGAAGGCCUCUGACCUACCGGGUGUGGGGUUAACUACCUGUCUUAGACCCAAGCUGCACUUCUCAGCCAUCAACUUUGUUGGGACGGAUCCCGACCUGUACACUCUCAGCCCUGUCUUCCCUCUUCAGGAACUGAAGACCAAAGCCAUCAGCAUGUUGACAGAGGCGGUCCUAGAUGGUAGCCAGGCUAUGAGAGACCCAGUAGGAGGCAGCGUAGAGUUCCACUUCGUCCCCAUCCUGAAGCUCAUCAGCACUCUCCUCAUCAUGGGCAUCUUCAACGAUGAAGACGUUAAACACAUCCUCAAGAUGAUUGACCCAAAUGUGUUCGCUGGGAAGAAAGAGGAGGUGGAGGAGGGAGACAAGGCAGAGGAUGCUACCGCCAAGGAAGAGGGUGAAGAAGUGAAGGAGAAAGAAGAGGAGGAGGAGGAAGAGGAGGCAGAUGAUGAAGGAGUAGGGGAGGAGGAAGAAGAGGAUGAGGAACUGAAACACCUAAAGAAAGAAGAGGGGGAGGAGGAGGAGGAGGAGGAGGGGGAGAAGGAACACGAGGAGGAAGAGAAGGAGAAAGAGGAAGAGGGGGAGAAAAAAGAGAUGACAGAAGAGGAGGAGGCAGCAGCGAUAGAGUUGGAGCUAGAGAAGGAAGAGGCGGCUUUGGAGGAGGGACUACUGCAGAUGAAACUGCCAGAGUCUGUCAAACUGCAGAUGUGUACGCUGCUGCAGUACUUCUGUGACUGUGAACUGAGGCACAGGGUGGAGGCUAUCGUGGCGUACUCAGAUCAGUUUGUCAACGCCAUUCAGACCAAUCAGAGGGUUCGCUAUAACCUGCUAAUGCAGGCCUUCACCAUGAGCGCUGCCGAGACCGCACGCAAGACACGAGAGUUCCGCUCCCCACCUCAGGAUCAGGUGAUCCUGCUGACCAACUUUAAGCAUGGUCCGGAGGAGGAGGAGUGUCCAGUACCGGAGGAGACCAGAGACACACUGACCGACUUCCACACUGACAUCCUUAUACAUUGUGGCGUGCACAUCGAGGCGGAAGAGGAGGAGGAGGAGGUGGACACCUCUCUGAGAGGGCGCCUUGGCCGGCUGAUGGGAAAGGUGAAUAACUUGAGGAAGAAAAAGGAGGUGGUGGAGGAGCCAGAAGAGGAGGAGGAGGUCAAACCCAGCACUCUCCAGGAGCUGAUCUCCCAUACCAUGAUCCACUGGGCCCAAGAGGCCUUCAUUCAGAACCCUGAGCUGGUGCGUCUAAUGUUCAGCCUGCUCCAUAGGCAGUAUGAUGGGCUGGGAGAGCUGACCAGAGCCUUGCCUAAAGCCUACGCCAUCAACGCUGUAUCUGUCCAGGAUACGAUGGACUUGUUGGAGUGCUUGGGCCAGAUCAGAUCUCUGCUCAUCGUGCAGAUGGGCCCUGAGGAGGAGAGGCUCAUGAUCCAGAGCAUCGGGAACAUUAUGAACAACAAGGUGUUCUACCAGCACCCUAACCUGAUGAGGGCUCUGGGGAUGCAUGAGACUGUCAUGGAGGUGAUGGUUAAUGUGCUGGGAGGAGGAGGAGAUUCCAAGGAGAUCCGGUUCCCCCAGAUGGUGACCAACUGCUGUCGGUUCCUGUGCUACUUCUGUCGUAUCAGCCGUCAGAACCAGAGGUCCAUGUUUGAUCACCUCAGCUACCUGCUGCAGAACAGCGGCAUCGGCCUAGGUAUGCGUGGCUCCACCCCUCUGGAUGUGGCUGCAGCGUCCUGUAUCGACAACAACGAGCUGGCCUUAGCUCUACAGGAGCAGGACCUGGAGAAGGUGGUGACGUAUCUGGCGGGCUGUGGACUACAGAGCUGUCCAAUGCUCCUGUCUAAGGGUUACCCUGACAUCGGCUGGAAUCCCUGUGGAGGAGAGAAAUACCUGGACUUCCUCCGCUUUGCCGUCUUUGUCAACGGAGAGAGUGUGGAGGAGAAUGCCAACGUGGUGGUGCGUCUACUGAUUCGUCGGCCGGAGUGUUUUGGCCCCGCCCUGAGAGGAGAGGGGGGUGCUGGUCUGCUGGCGGCAAUAGAGGAGGCCAUCAAGAUCUCAGAGGACCCAGCCAGGGACGGACCUACUGUCAAGAAGGACAGGCGGUUCCCCAUGUUUGGUGGUGAGGAGCAGCAGGAGGAGAACCGCGUCCAUCUUGGAAACGCCAUCAUGUCCUUCUACUCUGCCCUCAUCGACCUGCUGGGACGCUGUGCACCUGAGAUGCACUUGAUCCAGGCGGGUAAAGGUGAGGCUCUGAGGAUUCGGGCCAUCCUGAGAUCUCUGGUUCCUAUAGAAGACCUGGUGGGAGUCAUCAGUCUGUCUGUACAGAUACCUGACUACGGGAAAGGAACGGACGCCGGUGCGGUGGUGAAUUGUCUGCACAUCCUGUCACGAUCGCUGGACGCCAGGACGGUAAUGAAGUCAGGUCCUGAGAUUGUGAAGGCAGGACUGCGUCAGUUCUUUGAGAGCGCUGCAGAUGACAUAGAGAAGAUGGUGGAGAACCUGAAGCUGGGCAAGGUUUCUAGCAGGAACCAGGUGAAGGGUGUGUCCCAGAACAUCAACUACACCACCAUCGCCCUGCUCCCUGUCCUGACCACCCUGUUCGACCACAUCGCCCAGCACCAGUUUGGGGACGACGUCAUCUUGGACGACCUUCAGAUCUCCUGUUACAGGAUCAUGUGUUCUAUCUACUCGCUGGGCACCGUCAAGACGCCUCACGCUGAGAAGCAGAGGCCGGCUCUGGGGGAGUGUUUGGCAAAUCUUGCCGCUGCCAUGCCUGUAGCCUACCUGGAGCCCGGCCUCAACGAGUACAAUGCCUACUCUGUCUACACCACGAAGACACCCAGAGAGAGAGGCAUCCUGGGCCUGCCCAACCAAGUAGAGGAGCUGUGUACUGACAUCCCAGAGCUAGAUGUCCUGAUGAAGGAGAUCGGGGACCUGGCAGAGUCAGGGGCUCGCUACACUGAGAUGCCCCACGUUAUCGAGAUCACCCUGCCCAUGCUGUGUAACUACCUUCCCCGCUGGUGGGAAAGAGGUCUGGAGAACUACCCCGACCUGGAGGGUCAGCUCUGUACUGACGUCACUUCAGAACAACUCAACCAGUUGCUGGGCAGCAUCAUGAAGAUAGUAGUCAACAAUCUGGGGAUAGACGAAGCCUCCUGGAUGAAACGCCUGGCAGUGUUUGCCCAGCCCAUCGUUAGCAGAGCCAAGCCUGAGAUGUUGAAGUCUCAUUUCAUCCCGACCAUGGAGAAACUGAAGAAACGUAGUGGGAAGGUGGUGGCUGAGGAGGAGCAGCUGAGACUGGAGGGGAAGUCUGAGGUGGACAGUGAAGAAGGAACCAUCAGGGAUGAGUUUGCUGUUCUCUGCAGAGACCUUUACGCUCUGUAUCCUCUACUGAUCAGAUAUGUGGAUAACAACAGGGCUCGAUGGUUGACCUGUCCAGACCCAGAUGCUGAGGAACUCUUCAGGAUGGUUGGAGAGGUGUUUAUCUUCUGGUCCAAGUCUCAUAACUUCAAGCGUGAGGAGCAGAACUUUGUGGUGAUGAAUGAGAUCAACAACAUGUCUUUCCUGACCGCUGACAGCAAGAGUAAGAUGAGCAAGGCCGGCGGGGAAGAGGCUGGAGGUUCUGACGUGGAGCGUACCAAGAAGAAGCGAAGGGGGGACCGCUAUUCUGUGCAGACAUCUCUGAUCGUAGCAGCGCUGAAGAAGAUGCUUCCUAUUGGCCUCAACAUGUGUUCCCCUGCUGACCAGGAACUGAUUAACUUGGCCAAGAUACGCUACAGCCUGAAAGACACAGAUGAGGAGGUGAGAGAGUUUCUGCAGAACAACAUGCAUCUGCAGGGCAAGGUGGAGGACCCGUCAAUGCGCUGGCAGAUGGCGCUGUAUAAGGAGACGUCAGGGAAGGCUGAGGACGCUGAGGACCCUCAGAAGGUGGUCAAGAGAGUCCAAGAGGUCUCCGCUGUCCUCUACCACAUAGAGGUGACGGAGCACCCGUACAAGUCUAAGAAGAUGGUUUGGCACAAGCUGCUUUCUAAACAACGCCGUAAAGCUGUUGUGGCCUGCUUCAGAAUGUCCCCCCUCUACAACAUCCCCAGGCACCGGGGGUCCAACAUGUUCCUGAAUGGGUACAAGAGGAACUGGCUGCAGACUGAAGGGUACCAGUUUGAAGACCGCAUGAUCGACGACUUGUCUAAAGCCAUGGAGGAAGAGGAGCUGGGAGAGGAGGGAGAGGAAGAGGCCGAAACUAAACCCGACCCUCUGCAUCAGCUCAUCCUGCACUUCAGCCGGACUGCUCUCACAGAGAAGAGCAAACUGGAAGUAGACUACUUAUACAUGGCGUAUGCUGAUAUUAUGGCCAAGAGUUGCCACAUCGGUGAGGAGGAGGAGGGGGAAGAGGAGGAGGCCAUUGAAGUGACCCAGACUGAGAUGGAGAAGGAGAUGGAGAAGCAGAGGCUCCUGUAUCAGCAGUCUCGUCUCCACAACAGAGGAGCUGCAGAGAUGGUGCUGCAGAUGAUCAGUGCCUGCAGAGGUGAGACGGGUGCCAUGGUGUCCUCCACCCUCAAGCUGGGCAUCUCAAUCCUCAACACAGGCAACUGUGCCGUACAACAGAGGAUGCUGGACUACCUGAAGGACAAAAAGGAUGUGGGCUUCUUCCUGAGUAUUCAGGCUCUGAUGCAGACCUGCAGCGUUCUAGACCUGAAUGCCUUUGAGCGACAGAACAAGGCUGAGGGGCUUGGUAUGGUGUCAGAGGAGGGAUCAAAUAUGAAGCUAGAACGUGAUGAGAAGGUGAUGGCGGAUGAUGAGUUUACCUGUGACCUGUUCCGCUUCCUGCAGCUGCUCUGUGAGGGACACAACAACGAUUUCCAGAACUAUCUGCGUACCCAGACUGGCAGCACCACCACCAUCAACAUCAUUAUCUGCACUGUGGACUACCUGCUCCGCCUGCAGGAGUCUAUCAGUGAUUUCUACUGGUACUACUCUGGGAAGGACAUCAUAGACGAGCCAGGAAAGAGGAACUUCUCCAAGGCCAUGACAGUGGCUAAACAGGUGUUCAACAGUCUGACUGAGUAUAUCCAGGGUCCAUGUACGGGGAACCAGCAGUCUUUGGCCCACAGCAGGUUGUGGGACGCUGUGGUUGGCUUCCUGCACGUCUUUGCUCACAUGAUGAUGAAGCUGGCUCAGAUGCAAGCUGACCCCGGACUUCGACUUGGCGAUCGAUUCUGGAGUAGAACCCACUACGAGGACUCCAGUCAGAUUGGUCUGCUGAAGGAACUCCUGGACCUGCAGAAAGACAUGGUGGUGAUGCUGUUGUCUCUACUGGAAGGCAACGUGGUGAACGGCACCAUCGCCCGUCAGAUGGUGGACAUGCUAGUGGAGUCCUCCAGCAACGUGGAGAUGAUCCUCAAGUUCUUCGACAUGUUCCUCAAGCUGAAGGACAUCACCGGGUCUGACGCCUUCCGAGACUACGUGACCGAUCCCCGUGGCCUCAUCUCCAAGAAGGACUUCUACAAGGCCAUGGACAGCCAGAAGCAGUACUCUCCGUCUGAGAUCCAGUUCCUUCUGUCUUGUUCCGAGGCCGACGAGAACGAGAUGAUCAACUUUGAGGAGUUUGCCGACCGUUUCCAGGAGCCGGCCAAGGAUAUCGGCUUCAAUAUCGCCGUACUGCUCACCAACCUGUCUGAGCACGUACCCCACGAUACGCGACUACAGAACUUUCUUGAGCAAGCCGAGAGCGUCCUCAACUACUUUAGACCCUUCCUUGGCCGGAUAGAGAUCAUGGGAGCCAGCAGGAAGAUCGAGAGGAUCUAUUUUGAGAUCAGCGAGGCCAACAGGAACCAGUGGGAGAUGCCGCAGGUCAGAGAGUCCAAGAGACAGUUCAUCUUCGACGUGGUCAACGAGGGCGGGGAGAGCGAGAAGAUGGAGUUGUUUGUCAACUUCUGCGAGGACACCAUCUUUGAGAUGAACAUCGCCUCACAGAUUUCUGAGGAGGAGGAAGAGGAGGUGGUAGACUCAGAGGAUGAAGAGGAAGAAGGAGGAGGAGGAGGAGAGUUGGACGAAAAUGGAGAAGAGAUGCCUCCCGAGUCCAGCUCGGCGUUCUCUGACUUCCUGACAAGCGUGGUGAACUUCUUCAACAUGUUCACCUUCAAGAAUCUGCGGCGGCGCUACCGCAAGCUUAGAAAGAUGACUCUGAAGGAUAUGGUGGUGGGCUUGGCCACGUUCAUCUACACCAUCCUGUUUGGUAUCCUGUCUUUCAUCUACAGUGUGUGUAAGGGCUUCUUCAUGCUGAUCUGGAGCACCCUGUUUGGAGGGGAACUGGUAGAGGGUGCCAAGAAGAUCACGGUGACUGAGCUCUUGGCCAGCAUGCCGGACCCAACGCAAGAUGAGGUGCAUGACGAACUGCCACCUGAGCCAGGUGCCGAUGAGGGUCAGGAAGGGAUAGACGGAGGAGAGGAAAGAGACGUGGGAGGAGGAGAGGAAGGAGAGGAGGGAGGGGAUGGUGAGGAGAAGGAGGGAGGACGGAUGCCUGGGUUCGACACCCCUGGGGGGCUGGGAGACUUUGGGGAGACCACAACUGUAGAGCCUCCCACUCCAGAGGGAACCCCACUGCUCAAGAGGAAACUGCUGGAAGCAACGUCCGGAGGAGAGGGUGAAGAAAGAGAAGAGACAGAACCAGAGGAAGAGACACCCCCAGAGGAGGAGAAGGCUGACAAUGAGAAUGGAGAGAAGGCAGAGAAGGAGGCUGAGCCCGUUUUAAAAGAGGAAGAACCGGAAGUGAAGGAGGAAACAUUGAAGACCAAGGCAAAGAAGGAGAAGAAACCUGCGGAGGAGGGCUAUGAGCUUUGGAAUGAGCUAGAGAUCCAGAGGAUCAAAUUCAUGAACUAUCUGUCUCGUAACUUCUAUAACCUGCGCUUCCUGGCUCUCUUCAUCGCCUUCGCCCUCAACUUCAUCCUGCUCUUCUACAAGGUUGGAUAUGAUGUAGUGGAGGGGUCAGAAGACAUUGAGGGGUCCGCCCUGUUUGAGGGCUCCGCCGCGUUCGAGGGUUCUGGGUUGUUCGAGGGUUCCGGAGCUGUGGACGAGGGUGGUUCUGGGAUUGAUCCAUUUGACGAUGGUGGUGACGAUGACGGUGGUGAUGACGACGAUGAGGAGGAAGGACCAUUUUUUUUCUACUUGGAGGAGAGUACAGGUUACAUGCAGCCCUGUUUGUCCAUGCUGGCCAUCACACACACUGUCAUCGCUUUCCUCUGUAUCAUCGGAUACAACUGCCUCAAGGUUCCUCUGGUCAUCUUUAAGAGGGAGAAGGAGCUGGCUAGGAAGCUGGAGUUUGAUGGUCUCUAUGUCACCGAGCAACCAGAAGACGAUGACAUCAAGGGCCAGUGGGACCGACUGGUGCUCAACACCCCGUCAUUCCCUAACAACUACUGGGACAAGUUUGUGAAGACAAAGGUGCUUGCUAAGUACGGGGACAUAUACGGUAGGGAGAGGAUCGCAGAGCUGCUUGGGAUGGACCUGGCCUCUCUGGACGUCAGCGCCAUGACACAAGAGAAGAAACACGAACCAGAAAGUGGCAUGUUAAGCUGGAUUAUCUCCAUUGACAUCAAAUACCAGAUUUGGAAGUUCGGGGUGGUCUUCACUGACAACACGUUCCUCUAUCUAGUCUGGUACAUGGUCAUGUCUCUGCUGGGACACUUCAACAACUUCUUCUACGCCUGUCACUUGAUGGACAUCGCCGUUGGUGUGAAGGAUUUACGCACCAUCCUCUCCUCCGUCACACACAACGGCAAACAGCUGAUGAUGACUGUGGGUCUACUAGCUGUGGUGGUGUAUCUCUACACCGUCGUGGCUUUCAACUUCUUUAGGAAGUUCUACAACAUGAGCGAGGACGAGGAUGAACCGGACAUGAAGUGUGAUGACAUGAUGACCUGUUACCUGUUCCACAUGUACGUGGGUGUGCGUGCCGGCGGGGGUAUAGGAGACGAGAUCGAGGACCCGGCGGGCGAUGAGUACGAGCUCUACCGUGUCGUCUUUGAUAUCACCUUCUUCUUCUUCGUAAUCGUCAUCCUGCUGGCUAUCAUCCAGGGUCUGAUCAUUGAUGCGUUUGGCGAGCUGAGAGACCAACAGGAGCAGGUCAGAGAGAACAUGGAGACUCAGUGCUUCAUCUGUGGUAUCGGAAGCGACUACUUUGAUACAACUCCUCAUGGCUUCGAAACGCACACCUUGGAAGAGCAUAACUUAGCCAACUACAUGUUCUUCCUGAUGUACCUAAUCAAUAAAGAUGAAACGGAACACACAGGACAGGAGUCUUAUGUGUGGAAGAUGUAUCAAGAGAGAUGCUGGGACUUCUUCCCUGCUGGAGACUGUUUCAGGAAGACGUAUGAGGAUCAGCUGGCCUAGUCGGAUAAAUCCUGUCUGUCUGGGAGAGAGUGAGAGAGAGGGGGGGGGGGGGGGGGGGGAGAGAAGGAGAAAGUUAAGGAAAUAUAGAAGGUAUUAGGGAAUAGAUGUGUGUUUGAAGGUUGCUCCUGUGUCAUAUUUCUCUGUGAUCUCUUGUCUUGACACGCAUGCAGCAAUAUUCUGAUAGACUGAAUAAGAUGAUAUGACCAGAGGAGAUGAAGAGUCCCAAGGGCUUUUAACCCUGUAAAUACACUUCAUGGCCUUUUUCUGUGUGGAAUAUAGAUAUGCUGUCUAGACUGAAUUUAAACACACACACACAUACACACACACAGCGCUGCCUCUCUGUCAGUGUGUGUUUCUGUAGAGCUGAAUACAGCAUAGUGCCUAACUCUCAUGGUAAACAAACGUGCUAUAAUGUCUUAAGUAAUGCUCUUUUCCUUAAUAUUAUUAUAAUCGCUCUUGUUUGAGAUUGUAUUAAUAUAAAUGUCAUUAAUGUCCUCAUGUAAGAAUGCCUUGAUUUUUUUUGUAUGCCUUUAAUUAGCUAUUUCUGUAAUUGUUGGUGUAUUUUCCCCACUGCUUGAUAAUGAUCAGUGGGGGGGGAAGAGCAUUUCAUAGCAGUGCCGCUUCUGUCCACUAGGGAGCAGUCACACACCCCCAGGUCUCUUCUCUCUCCUCUCUUGUUUUUCUCUAGAGAUUUUAUAACUGAUGUUGAUCUCUGGUCAUUAGCAGUCACUCUGGAGUGAACAGCGAGGUACAUGCUGUAAGGUUAGAGGCAGGUUGUCUGAUCCUACAGGACAAUAUGAUGACUUUAGACAAUCCUGUCUGUGACCUGUGUGAUCUGAUGUAGAGAUCCUAUUGGCUGACACGGACGGCACAGUGUUUCUAUUCGCUUCCACAGACCACAACGUGUUCCUAUUGGCUACCACAGACCACACAGUGUUCCUAUUGGCUAUCACAGACCACACAGUGUUCCUAUUGGCUACCACAGACCACACAGUGUUCCUAUUGGCUACCACAGACCACACAGGGACAAAUAAAACACUAUGAUAAUGUCUACAUAUAGAGGGGAUGUCUGGGUUACUUACCUUAUACUCAUGCACUCCUCCAACUCCUAAAGACAUCUCUCCUAAAGACAUCUCUCCUAAAGACAUCUCUCCUAAAGACAUCUCUCCUAAAGACAUCUCUCCUAAAGACAUCUCUCCUAGACAACUCUUCUAAAGACAUCUCUCCUAAAGACAUCUCUCCUAAAGACAUCUCUCCUAGAUACAUCUCUCCUAGAGACAUCUCUCCUAGAGACAACUCUCCUAAAGACAUCUCUCCUAGAGACAUCUCUCCUAAAGACAUCUCUCCUAAAGACAUCUCUCCUAUAGACCUCUCCUAAAGACAACUCUCCUAAAGACAUCUCUCCUAGAGACAACUCUCCUAAAGACAUCUCUCCUAAAGACCUCUCCUAAAGACAUCUCUCCUAGAGACAACUCUCCUAGAGACAACUCUCCAAGAGACAUCUCUCCUAAAUACAUCUCUCCUAGAGACAUCUCUCCUAAAGACAUCUCUCCUAAAGACAUCUCUCCUAAAGACAUCUCUCCUAAAGACAUCUCUCCUAGAGACAUCUCUCCUAAAGACAUCUCUCCUAAAGACAACUCUCCUAAAGGCAUCUCUCCUAGAGACAUCUCUCCUAAAGACAUCUAUCCAAAAUACAUCUCUCCUAAAGACAUCUCUCCUAAAGACAUCUCUCCUAAAGACAUCUCUCCUAAAGACAUCUCUCCUAGAGACAUCUCUCCUAAAGACAUCUCUCCUAAAGACAACUCUCCUAGAGACAUCUCUCCUAGAGACAACUAUCCUAAAGACAUCUCUCCUAAAGACAUCUCUCCUAAAGACAUCUCUCCUAAAGACAUCUCUCCAAAAGACAUCUCUCCUGAAGACAUCUCUCCUAGAGACAUCUCUCUUAAAGACAUCUCUCCUAAAGACAACUCUCCUAAAGACAACUCUCCUAAAGACAUCUCUCCUAAAGACAUCUCUCCUAGAGACAUCUCUCCUAAAGACAUCUCUCCUAAAGACAUCUCUCCUAGAGACAUCUCUCCUAGAGACAUCUCUCCUAGAGACAUCUCUCCUAAAGACAUCUCUCCUAAAGACAUCGCUCCUAGAGACAACUAUCCUAGAGACGUCUCUCCUAAAGACAUCUCUCCUAAAGACAUCUCUCCUAGAGACAUCUCUCCUAGAGACAUCUCUCCUAGAGACAUCUCUCCUAAAGACAUCUCUCCUAAAGACAUCGCUCCUAGAGACAACUAUCCUAGAGACGUCUCUCCUAAAGACAUCUCUCCUAGAGACAUCUCUCCUAAAGACAUCUCUCCUAGAGACAUCUCUCCUAGAGACCUCUCCUAAAGACAUCUCUCCUAAAGACAUCUCUCCUAAAGACCUCUCCUAAAGACAUCUCUCCUAGAGACAUCUCUCCUAAAGACAUCGCUCCUAGAGACAACUAUCCUAGAGACGUCUCUCCUAAAGACAUCUCUCCUAAAGACAUCUCUCCUAAAGACAUCUCUCCUAGAGACAUCUCUCCUAAAGACAUCGCUCCUAGAGACAUCUCUCCUAGAGACAACUAUCCUAAAGACAUCUCUCCUAAAGACAUCUCUCCUAAAGACAUCUCUCCUAGAGACAUCUCUCCUAAAGACAUCUCUCCUAAAGACAUCUCUCCAAAAGACAUCUCUCCUAGAGACAACUCUCCUAAAGACACGUCUUAUAGCCCCGUCGUAUUGACAGUGGGCUGACAUGUGUUCUGUACCAUCUUAAUGCACAGGUAAUAGGGCUAAUACAGUGAUAAGUCAUUAUUGUAUUUAUUCAUGUCUACUCUACAUGUUGGCCGUAGUGUAAUAAGGACAGCGCUACUCAGAAGGGCCGGACUAACAAAUUACAUAUUAACAUCAAAUAAAUAACAUAAAUGUAUGUUUUAUUUAA
Molecule: messenger RNA, 16808 nt
Organism: Salvelinus fontinalis (brook trout)
Lineage: Eukaryota; Metazoa; Chordata; Actinopteri; Salmoniformes; Salmonidae
Gene: ryr1b
Product: ryanodine receptor 1b (skeletal)
Biological process (GO): calcium ion transmembrane transport; intracellular calcium ion homeostasis
Cellular component (GO): Z disc; sarcoplasmic reticulum membrane; calcium channel complex
Molecular function (GO): ryanodine-sensitive calcium-release channel activity; protein binding
Source: RefSeq, a predicted model, not a curated record